AGGAUGAGCACUGACCAUAUCCGGCUGCUUGAAUGAAUGGGCUGUGUGCUUUUAGCAGCUUCCACAUGUAAUGCCCAGAUAAAUAUCGACAAAAACAUAACAGAACGCCCGCGCCCCCUGAGCGUCAUGACUGGCAGUAUGAGGGCGCCUAUAGCUCCUGCACUUCACCCUAUAUCGUGACUGGCUAAACACCGAAGACACCAACCAGAAAAACAUCUCAGGAACACCCUUAUUAUCCAUGCCGCGCAGUGGAUUCUGGGUAUGGUAGUCUGGACGGGAGGGACGUAGUAGUACUUUUCCACCUGAGAUCAGGCGAAUGAACUACAGUUCCCAACAGCUCAUGGGAAGCUGAGAGAGCGCAGGUCGGAAGCCGCACGGCUCUGUGUGUUGGUCACACGGCAGCGAUAACCGGCGCUGUGGGUUACGGAGCGGUGACAGGAUGGAUGUGAGAGGCGGCUCUGUUGGUGACUCCCCCUGCUGUCCCGUCAGUGAGAGAGCAGCCGAACUCCGGGUGUGACAGCUGCUGCCAUACAGCUCGCCGGGCUCCUUUUUCCUGGGGCGCUGGGGACGGAUAGUGGUGGGGGCUGCGCUCCCCUAGUAUGGAGAGAGCCAUGGAGCAGCUUAACCGUUUGACCCGAUCCCUGCGCCGAGCCCGCACCGUAGAGCUGCCAGAAGAUAAUGAAACUGCUGUUUACACCUUGAUGCCAAUGGUAAUGGCUGAUCAACACAGGUCUGUUUUGGAGUUGCUUUCUAAUUCUAAGUUUGAUGUUAACUAUGCCUUUGGAAGAGUAAAACGAAGUUUACUUCAUAUUGCUGCCAAUUGUGGCUCUGUGGAAUGCUUAGUUCUGCUUCUAAAGAGAGGAGCCAAUCCAAACUAUCAAGAUAUUUCAGGAUGCACACCUCUCCAUUUAGCAGCUCGAAAUGGGCAAAAGAAAUGCAUGAGCAAACUUCUGGAAUAUAAUGCAGAUGUCAACAUUUGCAACAAUGAGGGUCUGACUGCUAUCCACUGGCUUUCUGUAAAUGGACGAACAGAGCUCCUGCAUGACCUUGUGCAGCAUGUCAGCAAUGUAGAUGUGGAAGAUGCAAUGGGACAGACAGCACUGCAUGUGGCCUGUCAAAAUGGACAUAAGACAACUGUGUUAUGUCUCUUGGAUAGUGGAGCAGAUAUUAACAGACCUAAUGUAUCUGGAGCUACUCCAUUGUAUUUUGCAUGCAGCCAUGGACAAAGAGAUACAGCACAGAUAUUAUUAGUGCGUGGUGCAAAGUACCUGCCAGAUAAGAAUGGUGUUACUCCACUGGAUCUUUGUGUGCAGGGGGGUUAUGGAGAAACCUGUGACGUGCUUAUACAGCAUCAUCCCAGACUUUUUCAGACGUUGAUCCAGAUGACUCAGAAUGAAGAUCUUCGAGAAAAUAUGUUACGGCAGGUCCUUGAACAUUUGUCACAGCAAAGUGAAAGCCAAUACCUCAAAAUACUUACAAGCCUUGCUGAAGUUGCUACUACAAAUGGUCACAAACUCUUAAGUAUCUCCAGUAGUUAUGAAGCUCAAAUGAAGAGUCUGCUGCGGAUUGUGCGGAUAUUCUGCUACGUUUUUCGCCUUGGACCUGCUUCCCCGAGUAAUGGAAAUGACAUGGGCUACAAUGGAAACAAAACACCAAGAAACCAGGUGUUCAAGGUCAGAAAAGUAUAUGACGUUUUUAGGAAGAUAGACGUAAACGAGAUGAAUGUGACAAAGCAUGCAUUCAUUUAUCACCCCCCUACUGAACAGGACCCUUUAGAACUACUUUGGCAUUCCUUAGAUGAAUGGCUUGUCCUCAUUGCCACUGAACUGAAAAAAAACAAGAAAGACUCUUCCAACAUCACUUGCAUUUUACUCAAGCAAAAUCCACUGGAUCAACAAGAUAUUUCUCUCGAUCAUCAAUCAACUAUUGGAGAGAAUGGAAGCACAGACCAUCUUUCAGUAUCGCCAAGCAGUACAGACUUCGCAAACUGUGAAAAUGCUGGGAAGCAGGAAGCUGUUGCAGAUGGUCAGGAUGUUAUCUCAAUGACAGCAAACAGGCUCAGUGCUGUCAUUCAAGCCUUCUAUAUGUGCUGCUCUUGCCAGAUGCCUCAAGGGAUGACUUCUCCAAGAUUUAUUGAAUUUGUCUGCAAACAUGAUGAUGUUCUAAAGUGUUUUGUUACAAGAAAUCCUACAAUCAUAUUUGACCACUUUCAUUUUUUGUUGGAGUGCCCUGAACUGAUGUCGAGGUUUAUGCACAUCAUAAAAGCUCAGUCUUUUAAGGAGCGUUGCGAAUGGUUUUACGAACACCUACAUGCGGGGCAGCCUGACACUGAUAUGGUGCACAGACCUGUCAGUGAGAAUGACAUAUUGCUGGUUCAUCGAGAUUCUAUUUUUAGGAGUAGCUGUGAAGUGGUCUUUAAAUCAAAUAGUGACAAGCUCAAGCAGGGGAUUGCUGUGCGGUUUCAUGGGGAAGAAGGCAUGGGUCAAGGAGUUGUACGGGAAUGGUUUGAUAUUCUGUCUUCUGAAAUCAUCAAUCCUGACUAUGCACUAUUCACACAAUCUGCAGACGGAACAACAUUCCAGCCAAAUAGUAACUCUUCUGUCAAUCCAGACCAUUUGAACUAUUUUCGCUUUGCUGGUGAGAUCCUGGGACUUGCACUUUAUCACAGACAGCUGGUCAACAUUUACUUCACCCGGUCAUUUUAUAAGCACAUCCUUGGUAUCCCAGUAAAUUAUCAGGACGUGGCCUCCAUUGACCCAGAAUACGCAAAGAACUUGCAGUGGAUUUUAGAUAAUGAUAUUAGUGACCUGGGACUGGAACUUACUUUCUCCGUGGAGACUGAUGUGUUUGGAGCCAUGGAAGAAGUGCCCUUAAAACCAGGAGGGGCAAGCAUAGUUGUUACACAGGAGAACAAGGCAGAAUAUGUCCAGCUUGUUACUGAACUUCGCAUGACAAGAGCCAUUCAGCCACAAAUCAAUGGAUUUUUGCAGGGGUUUCAUAUGUUCAUACCACCUUCUUUAAUACAGCUUUUUGAUGAAUAUGAGCUGGAACUUCUUCUGUCCGGCAUGCCAGAAAUAGACGUGAAUGAUUGGAUAAAGAAUACAGAAUAUACUAGUGGCUAUGAUAAAGAUGAUCAAGUCAUUAAGUGGUUCUGGGAGGUUGUACAAGAACUAACACAAGAGGAGAGAGUGUUGCUUUUGCAAUUUGUAACUGGCAGCUCCAGAGUGCCUCAUGGCGGUUUUGCAUUUAUCAUGGGAGGAAGUGGGCUACAAAAUUUCACCAUUGCUGCUGUGGCAUACACACCAAAUCUGCUACCAACAUCUAGUACAUGUAUCAAUAUGCUUAAAUUGCCUGAAUACCCGAGUAAGGAAAUCCUUAAGGACAGGCUUCUUGUGGCAUUGCACUGUGGAAGCUAUGGUUACACAAUGGCAUAAUGAAGAACGAAAAACUCAUCUGACUACUGAUGCGCAAUUCGGGGUGGCAGAACCAAUUUAAAAAUCUGUCAAGAGGAAAACAGGCUAGAUACUGCCCACGGGCAGGGCUGACUUUCAAAGAUUUGUAAAGUACCUAUUUUCUUGUAGAUUAAAUGUUGUUUGUGUCGAUCUGUGAUUUGAAAAGGAGGAGAAAAAAGCCGGUCUUAGCUGUUGCAUCAUGAUUUUCUGAUUACAGCCGGAGAAACCAGCUGCAGUUUACGAGGAAGAAAACCAUUGUGUGUGAGGCUAGUUUUAUAUCUUCAGGUUGUGUGGUGUCUUUAAAUACUUUAUCAAUUUAAUUUUAAUCUGUUUUAUUAUUUUUAUGAAGGUUCAUUUAUUGAGAAAGUGUGUGUGUGUGUGUGUUUCAUAUGUUGUAAAAUCUGCAGCUGUAAUUGUGCGCUGCACUUUUUACGAUUUUAGUGUACAUACGCUGUAAAAGUGAAUUGUUUUGUAAUCCUAUCAUGCCAUUUCCAAAGCCGUACCUUUUUAAUUUUGUUAAUACCGCUUUAUUUUCAUUGUGCAGCAGGCCAGUCUCCUACUGAACAAUGCAACUAAAGUGCUAGUUAGAAAUCGCUUCAUCUGUUUAUCAUUUUAUAGCUGGUCAGGAAAUGGACAGUCGUGUUUUAUGUUUUACUCCUGUCAGUCCUUUAAUAUUACACCUUUUGGUCUGUUUAGUUCAUACAUUUGUUGUACAAAGUAUCUCCCAUGUAUUUUUGUACAAAUAAGCUUACAAAAAUAAAAUAUUUUAUAAAUUGCAUUUGAUA
Molecule: messenger RNA, 4237 nt
Organism: Hyla sarda
Lineage: Eukaryota; Metazoa; Chordata; Amphibia; Anura; Hylidae
Gene: HACE1
Product: HECT domain and ankyrin repeat containing E3 ubiquitin protein ligase 1
Exons: 24
Coding region: 600-3434 (944 amino acids)
Biological process (GO): protein polyubiquitination; positive regulation of protein catabolic process; proteasome-mediated ubiquitin-dependent protein catabolic process
Cellular component (GO): nucleus
Molecular function (GO): protein binding; ubiquitin-protein transferase activity
Source: RefSeq, a predicted model, not a curated record